Molecule: messenger RNA, 2505 nt
Organism: Cynoglossus semilaevis (tongue sole)
Lineage: Eukaryota; Metazoa; Chordata; Actinopteri; Pleuronectiformes; Cynoglossidae
Gene: tmem64
Product: transmembrane protein 64
Exons: 4
Coding region: 591-1643 (350 amino acids)
Biological process (GO): positive regulation of osteoclast differentiation; positive regulation of bone resorption; regulation of cytosolic calcium ion concentration
Cellular component (GO): endoplasmic reticulum
Source: RefSeq, a predicted model, not a curated record
GUGGGCUGGAGUUACUUGGCAUUCUGGGACACAAACAGUUGGUCGGAGUGAAAGAGCUUGAGCUACCGAGACAUCAGUAGCUGCAGAGAAGAAGAGUCAGAGGGACGACACGAACACUCUGGAGAAGGAGUUAAAAUACGACUACACAUCCGACUGUUGCCCAUUUUGUGUAGACGAAGAGGAGCUGGAUGUAGGCGCUUUAACUCUCCGAAAUGCAUCCGAGGACUUUAUCCAUUCAGCGAGCUAGUUAGCUAUCGACGGUAAACUCGUACACUGCCCUGUCCAGGUGGUGAGGAUAGAGUUUUUAGAAUAUGGGGACCAUUUCGAACAAGGACGAUAAAACUGGCACUUUGCAGCUGGUGGACUUGCACAUUGCCCAUCUAUUGUACCCAAGAUAAACUUCAAAUCAUAGGACCUGUGUAAUGGCCACGGAGAGUGACAGAUUUCAUCUCAACACCUAGUCCCACACAAACUCUGUCAGAUCAACACCACAAACCAUGGACUUGUGUUGGAUUUAAAGACUAUCUGGACCUAAGACGUCACAUCUGUCUCCAAGACAGACACUCCCCCGUCCUUAUUUAAGGGCCACUAUGUCAGGGUCAGGGGCCACGACAGUACAGCUGUUCUCCAAGCUGGUCAAGCAUGCAGUGGGGAAGGCACAGAUUCAGCUGAAUCGCUGGCUGCAGAGGUCUGCUACAGAGGAAUGUGACAAGAUUGAUAUUCUGAUUUGCAGUGCUUUUGAUGAGAGAGGGGCUUGCCCAGUAAAGUCAGAUGGAGACCUCCAGGUCAGCGAAGCAGGAGGGCCUAGCUUCGGCAGUACAGAGUUCAGGCAUCCGUGCUGCAUCACCACCUUUUGCUUCAAAAGCGCUCUGCUGGCAUGCGUCCUGACUGCUAUUUGCUUCUCCUCCGUCGCCCUGGUGCGCCAAUACCUCAAGGAUCUUCUGCUGUGGGUAGAGAGUUUGGACAGCCUCGUCGGAGCCUUCCUCUUUAUAGUCGGCCUGAUUAUUGUGUCCUUCCCUUGUGGAUGGGGAUAUAUCGUUCUUAAUGUGGCAGCUGGCUACCUCUACGGCUUUGUGCUGGGUAUGGGACUGGUCAUGGUGGGAGUUUUAAUAGGGACGUUUGUAGCGCACGUGGUGUGCAAACGCUUAUUGACUAACUGGGUUUUGAACAAAAUUGGAAGCAGUGAACAGCUCAGUGCUGUCAUACGAGUGGUGGAAGGAGGGAGCGGACUCAAAAUCGUGGCCUUAGCAAGACUCACACCCAUACCAUUUGGGCUUCAGAAUGCAGUUUUCUCGAUCACAGACGUGUCCUUGCCAAACUACCUGGUGGCCUCCUCUGUGGGUCUGUUGCCCACUCAGCUCCUCAACUCCUACCUGGGCACCACACUUCGCACCAUGGAGGACGUCAUCGCCGAGCAGAGCAUCAGUGGUUACUUUGUGUUCAGCCUGCAGAUUUUCAUCAGCAUCGGCCUCAUGUUUUAUGUGGUACACCGGGCUCAGGUGGAGCUGAACGCCGCCAUCGCUGCGUGUCAGAUGGAGCUGAAGUCGUCGCACAUGAACGGGUCGUCCAGCAACCACAGCAACUUCAGCUACUGCAGCAAGAGGACGACGGCUGGCAGCGGUAACUGUAUUAAUGUGGUGUGACCUCCAAUCGCUGCCUGCAGUGGUUGCUCCUAUUACUGAGCUGCUUACAGCGGUGAGACGGGGUUUGACCAGUGGGAACCUGCUGGAUCUGGAAGCAUCGAGCAUCGGUGGUGGGUUUCUCCCCAUCGCUCUGGCAGAAAAACCAUGGUCUGUCUCUUUAGUGGGUACUGUUUUUAUUUAGUGCGGGACCAUGCAUCUUUACGGUAAGGUGUGGAUGAAUAUAGUUUUGAGUUAGAAAAGUGAGGCAUUUUUAUUAUUAAUUCCAUCAAGGUACUUAAUAGUAACACUGUUACGAGAGAUGUCAAUGAAAUAAUGUUUAUGGAUUAAAGCAGCAGCAGUAGUGAGUGAGAGACAGAUUGACAGAGUGCAUGAGUGAAAAAUGGCCAAUAGCUGCCUGCUAACAUUAUGAAUGUGCAAUGGGAAGCUCUCUAGUCAACCAAGGAAUCAUUUUGUGUCAACAAAAACGCCAACCUAUGCACUUUUGUCUCAUCUCCACAUCUGUUUUUUUUUUUUGUCGACAUUGAGCUCUAAUUAACGACAAGGAAAAACAAAGGCGUCAGUGUUAUUUUCGUCUUUUCACACGGUUAAUUCCUAACGUCUCUUUAUUUUUGAGCUGUUUAGAAAUGCUGAGGCCCCAAAAACCAGAGCUGAGCAGAUCACACAGCCAGGAACUCGCUGUCAGUAAAAACAGCGUGAAGUAUCUAAAGAAUCACCGGCUGGAAUUCAAAUUGAUUUCUAACUGUCCUGUUUAUAUUUGUCAUUUGUUUAGGUUUACAUCUUCUUUUUGUUUCGGUUUAAAUGUGUUACAGGUAUGGGUUAAAGUUCCGGCAGUAGUGUGCAAUAUAUGGGUGAUAGGGCAAGA